Messenger RNA from Tupaia belangeri chinensis (Chinese tree shrew), 6422 nucleotides. RefSeq names its product KIAA1671 ortholog. The record is from RefSeq and is a predicted model, not a curated record. NCBI's taxonomy places the organism in Eukaryota, Metazoa, Chordata, Mammalia, Scandentia, Tupaiidae. The transcript is spliced from 9 exons. The coding region runs from base 51 to 5378 and encodes 1775 amino acids.
GCUUCUCCAUUUCCCACGUUCUUAAUCCCCAUGGAUCCCCAACCGUAACCAUGGCAACGCGGGUCGAGGUCGGCUCCAUAACGUCUCUGACAGGGGUGCCGGGCCUUGGAGAGAUUGGUAAAGAGGACACCCUGAAGCGGACCUACUUCCUCCAGGCUGGUGAACCCUCAGGGCCUCCCUCGGCCCGGAUCUUGGAAGGAAAAAGCGCCGUGAGGAGCCCGGCCCGCUUACUCCCUCUGCCGAGGCUCGCCCCCAAACCCUUCUCCAAGGAGCAGGCCCCAGAAGUGAAAUCUCCAGUGUCGUCUUUGUGGCCCGGUCUGACCAAGUCGUCCCCUUCCAGUGGGCUGUCUGAGGAGGUGGCAGCGAAGGAUCUGGACCAGAAGAUGCCUGGCUUGAUGGGGCAGGAGGCCCGUGGCGGGGAGGGGUCGAGGAGAAGCUCCUCUGCAUUCAACAGGGCUCCAUUUCCCCGGCCCGGCCCCAACACCAUGAUCCUCUUUGAAACCACCAAGCCCGGCCCCGCUCUGAAGAAGGGGGUCAGUGACGGGGCUCAGGACGUCCUGCCUGGCACCAGGCCUGAGGUGGCCGUCAAGCCCGCCCUGCCCGCCCGAAAGCCCUCGGGGACCCUUCCCAGACCGGCCUCCCUGUCGCAGGACAUGAAGCUGACUGCACCCCAAGAGGAGUCAAGCCCAGACCAGCCUCUCCCAAAGGCCAGCAGCGUGGAGGACAGGGCGGACCCUGCUCCGGAGCCCAGGCCUCGCCUGAAGAGGAGGCCCAUGUCGGCCAUUUUCACCGACUCUGUUCAGCCUCCGAAGCCAGGCGCAGUGGGGGUGGCCACGGUGGGGAAGGCGCCCCCCACCCCUCCUGAGAAGACGUGGGUGAGGAAGCCCAGGCCUCUGUCCAUGGACCUCACGGCCCCGUUUGAGAGCAAAGAGGCCUUGCUGAGGAAGGUGGCCGAGGAGGGAAACGGGGCAGCCGGGGGGCCUGGUGCCCAGUGGCGGACCCCAGAGAGGCCCACCCCAGAGCCCAGGGGGGACGGGGAGUGCUUGGCCAGAGAGACUUCCCCUCAGGACCCAGAUGCCGACUUCCUGGAGGUGGCCAAGAAAAUCCGCGAACGGCAUGAGAAGAUGCUUUCAAAGCAGGUGGACACCGGCAGCCCCAGGUCCCCCGGGGGCUCAGCCAGGGCCACCCCCAGAGAUGACCAGAGCCCUUGGGAAGAGAAAGCAAAGCUGGACCAGGAGCCGCGGAAGGUUCCUGAGUCCCCUUCGCCCAGGUCGGGCAAAGGCCUAGAACUUGCCGAGGUCAAGAGCAGAGUGGCCAACGGGGAAGCCCCGGCAGGGGACGAGUGGACCUCCAGGGGGAGCGUCAGGAAGCGGAUCAGCCUAUUUGGGGAGGAGGGCGCCCUGGGCAUGGCGGCAGGGUCUGAGUCCACCUUGGCCACCCCGGAGUCCUCGUCGGCAGCCGCAGAGCCUGGGAAGGGGGGCGUGAGCGUCCAGGAGCGGAUCAAGGGCUGGCCUGCUGAGAGCCCCUCCGAGGCCAAGCCCGAGGUCAGCAAGAGGGUGUUCCAGGCACGGCCGCUGUCGGCAGAUCUGACCAAACUGUUUUCAAGUUCGGCUGGAAGCAACGAAGCCACGUACGAGAAGUUUGCUGAGCCGAGCGGCGAGCUGCCCAGGGGACCGAGAGAAAAGCCAAAGGAAAAGCACAGUGUGGAUGGAGCACCUGCCCCGAGAAGCUCCUGGAAGCCCGGGCCGCUCCGGGAGAGAUCCAGGCAGACGGAGCGGGAAGACGGCUCUGACCAAGACCCUGACAGCUGUCGGGGUGAGCACUCAGGACGACCGCUGCGUCCUUCUGAAGUCACUCCAGAAGAUGACGGAAGCUUCCAGACCGUGUGGGCCACGGUGUUUGAGCAUCACGUGGAGAGGCACACCGUGGCCAGCCCGUCAGGGCGCUGUCUGUCAGCCGCACCUCCUGGCGAUGUGGCUGAUGGCCACGUCUCCGAGCCCACAACCAGGCCCGAGAAAGGCUCUCGGUUGGGUAAGGAGUCGCUGGAAGUGAUAAACCCCAAGAAAGAGAACUCCAGGUGGUUCGACAAUGCAGAGACAGAGAGAUCGGGACGAACUGCCCUUCCAAACGGUGAGCCCAGACGGUAUCACACGCCCCUUCUGGAAAAGUCCCCUCUGGGUGAAAAGCUCAAUAAUAACCCCUUCCUCAAGCACUCAGAAAAUCCGUCCCCUCUCCAGAGGAUUGAGCCCAAGUAUGAUGUCGUGUACACAGUGGGGAAGCGUGCACACAGUGAGGCUGUCUCCACGGCACUGGAGGAGAAGGCUGUGGCUCUCCGAAGUGGCAGGCCACUGCUCGCACCGAAGGGGGGACAGCUGCCCCAGGAGGCUGACCCGGAUUGCAGUCCGGAGGGCCAGGCGGGCUCUGUGCAGAGGGCCAGUUUGAUUUGGGAAGCUCGAGGGACGCAGGAGGCCACGGGGCCAAAGCCCGACAUCCGAGAACCAAAGGAAGUAUUGGGGGUCCACUGCCCAUCACCCAAGUGGAUGGGCGGGAUGGCGGCAAGUUGGCAGAAAGCCCCCGUGGCGGUCAGUGACGAGCCCUGUGCUCCCGAGGGCACCUCUGUGAGGGUUAUCAAGGCUACCUCCUGGGAGGCCCAGCACCAGGGGCCCGAAAGGGCCGGAAACAAGCCAGGAGGCUUUGUCUCAGCCAAAGAAAGGGGCCCUCCCCAAGGGGAUCCCCUGGAUCCUUCUUCCAGGGCCAAGGACAAGCCCCCUGAGCCCCGAGGACAGGCACGUUCAGAUGUGGUUUCUGUGCAGAGGGGCUCCCUUACCGCAGAAGGCCCACGGCCAGCCCUGGUGCCUGAGCCAGAAGUGAAAAUGCGGAAAGCCGGUCCCACGGAUCAGAGAGUGGACAGAUGGAGGCGGCGGACUUUGCCCCAUGACGUGAAAUUUGAUGUAUUCAGCUUCGUGGCCCCAGAGAGCCCUUCGAAUGUGGAGCAGAGACAAGCAGAGUAUUUGACCCCCACAGCCGGUGCCUUAAAACAGCUGCCCCACCAUCGGCCGGACGCCCAGGAGCUGAGCCCAGCGGCUGCACAGGACAAGACGUUCCCAACGGUGAAACCAGGGUCCCCCGUAGAGCCCAGGGCGACAUUUUUUGCAGUAACCUAUCAGAUUCCUGAUACUCAGAAGGUAAAGGGUGUCGUUAAGUCAGGGCCUGAAAACUUGCCAGAAUAUUCUCGAAAGAUAGCUGCUCCUCCAUCUCCUCAUUCUUUAACAUCUACUGCAGUUUCUCAUAACCAUGCAGAGCCCCCGGACCGGGCCAGGGGAGGAGAGCGUGGAAGCGUCAGCAGUUCGAGGACUCCAAGGCCAGCAGAUCGUUCAUCAGCUCGUGGCGACGGGACUCUGGACCCUUCUCGCGAAAGAAUCGCUAACGUGGACGCUUUAUGGCUUCGCCGGAGAUCUGAAGACAUCACCGGAUUUCAGAACGAUUGGAAGGAGAGCGGGAGCAAGGUGUCCCUCAGCAGCAGCGCCCCCCAAACUACCCCGAUUUCGAAAAGUCGUCCGAAAGAUCUCGUCAGAAGGAAGACGGACGUGGUCAGUGAGACGUUCCCGGGUAAAAUCCGAGACACCUACCGGUCCAGCGUCCUGGACAUCGAUGCGCUGAUGGCCGAGUACAAGGAGCGGCCCUCGACAGUCCCCGGGGAGGCCCAGGAGCGGAAGGAGGGUCCGAGUCCGGAGCCCAGCGUGUCCCCUCGGGAGAGGCCCGGCCAGCGCGGUGGGGUGGACCGGAGGAGGAGGAGCCUGAAGGAGCUGUCGGACGCCGAGGGUCUUCAGAAGCAAGCUGGCCGUUCUGACACGAACCACCGUCCCACUCCUGGUUCAGGCCAGCAGCUGGCAGAGACCCCGGGGACAGCCGCCAACACCAAAUCCAGGCCUCCUCUCUGGGCCCUGCCACACUCGGCUCCUUCCGAAAAGUCUCCGGGGGCCUCUUCUGUCCCUGCAGGUCCCAGGAAAAAAGCCUCUGGAGCAGCGGAGGACGAACCCAAGGCCGUCGCUAGUAAGCACCCCGGCACAAGUCAGAGUUCCCCUGCCACGGCCAAGCCCUCUGCCCAGGAGGGUCCUGGCGGCGGGGUCAGGGUGACACCCAGAUCGCCUCCCUCUGACCGGAAGAAAGGGGCCCCAAGGAAGUCCACGGGGCGUGGAGAGGAGGGCAGUGUGCCCCAAUUUGAUGGCCACCCCCGAGACUGUGGAAGGCUGCCCCUGGAGGUCAAGAGGGCUUGCUCAGAGAAGGGCCCACCUGCCAGGAUCCGAGAGGGCCUGUCCGUCAUGCAGGAAGCCAGAGAGCGCAGGCGGGAGCAGCCCGGAGGGAGGCCCAGCCUCUCCGGGGAGAGUCCAGAUGCCAACAUGGGACCCUGCCGCCGGGAGUCAGGGACUCGGGACAGUCACAAGAUGCCGCUGCGGGACCUGGAGAAGGAGGAUGCCUCCCAGGAUAACGGGCAGGUGUCCCCUGUGGCCUUGGGCCCCUGGAGAAGCCACAGCUUCUGCAAGGACAAGCGGAGCGGGCCCUUUGUGGACCAGCUGAAGCAGUGCUUCUCCAGGCGGCCCCCCGAGGCCAAGGACACCGACACCCUCGUGCGUGAGGCCGACAGUCAGUAUGGGACGUGGACAGACCAGCGCCAGAGCGGGGAGAGCCUGGCCCCUGAGUCCCCGUCCCCGGACAGCAGUGCCACGUCGGCCCGGAGACAGCCCCCUAGCAGCCGCCUGUCCUCCCUGUCCUCCCAGACGGAGCCCACCUCGGUGGGGGACCAGCACGACUCCAGGGACCAGCGGAGCACCAGCGCGGACCGCUCCAGCACCGACCUGGACUCCACCGACGGCACGGAGGGGCCCCCCGCACCGGACACCCCUGUAAAGAGAGCGGACGACUUCUCCUUCAUCCAUCAAACCUCAGUCCUCGACUCAAGUGCCCUCAAGACCCGGGUGCAGCUCAGCAAGAGAAGCCGCCGCCGGGCUCCCAUCUCCCACACCCUGCGGCGCAGCCGGCUCAGCGAGGUGGAGAGUGGGUCUCUGGAGGAGCCUGACAGCGCAUGGAUGUUCAAGGACUCCACAGAAGAGAAAUCGCCUCAGAGGGAAGAGUCAGAUGAGGAGGAGAAGCCACCCAGGGCUGAGAGGACGCCCGUUGGCCAUCCACAGAGGAUGCCCGCAUUCCCAGGCAUGGAUCCGGCGGUUCUGAAGGCUCAGCUGCACAAGAGGCCCGAGGUGGACAGUCCCAGCGAGACCCCCAGCUGGGCCCCCCAGCCCAAGACCCCCAAAUCCCCCUUCCAGCCGGGGGCCCUGGGCAGCCGCGUGCUGCCCUCCAGCAUGGAGAAGGACGAGAGGUGAGGGUCUUGGGGAGAGGGUCCUCCCUUCCCACAGUGCAUGGGCUCCAGAGCGCUGCUUGUGUGGGUCCCAGAGCCGAGUGGAAGGAGAGUUUCAACCCAGUUUCUCCUCCAGCAGCAGGAGCUUUGUUGGGGUGAACCCUCAGCGUGCUAAUACCUAAAAACUCAAUAGUGCAGGGGCCUGCCUUCCCCCUUCCCUUCACCUCCCACACAGAAACCCAGGCUCUGUGGCUGCAAAACUACUGAUCUAAUGUAGCCCUCUGCAAGGGGGGAAACUGAGGAUCCGCCCUCCUCUGACCCUCCAGGGAGGUUCCUUUGUCUCUGGAGAAUCAGGAAGACCCGGGGAGCUGGGUCCAGGGGCACAGACGGGUGGAACAGAGAAGCUGAACUCAGGAGAGUUUGCGGAGCUGCUGUCCCGGCGGCGGGGCGAGGUGGACUCCACGCGGAGUUGGGUACUGCAGCUCCCUCCCCACACCGAGGCUUCAGACUGAGGCAUCUCAGCAGCUGCAGGUGGAGGCUCAGGGCCGUCGGGCCCUCACUUCACACACCCAGGCCCUCAGUCCACCUGGGCCCCUUAAGAGCUGUGUGACCUGUGAAAAGCCACUGGACUCCUCAGCCUUAGUUUCCUCAUCUGUAAAACAAAGUUCCUCACCCCCCGAACCUUCUGGGUGGCCGUGAGGGUGAGUAAGUGUCUGUACGAAGGCCUUCACGUGGGGCCUUGUGUGAAGGAGUCUUCAGGAAAGGGGAGUGGGAUUCUGAGGACUGUUAGCCCAGGAAGGGACGGGGUUACCUGUGAGACUAAAGUCGUACCAUGACAGAGAGCUCACGGCCUGUAUUGUAAAUAAAGAUGACCUACGUGUUGUCUGUGGUUGCUCUUGAGUUUCAGCUGCACAGUUAAGUAUUCAGAAUAGACAGCCUAGAGCCCACAAAGCUGAAAACAUGAGGGAUCUUCUAAAAGUUCAUGAAAAUUUGUAUUAUGAAAAGUCUGUGCAUGGGGGACUUGCAAGUGACAUAGUUGUUAAGGCACUGGACUCCCACAUGGUCUACU